CAGGGCGGGGCUGAGCUGUCGCAGGGAGCGCACGCCGGCGGAAUGGCAGCGGCCCGCUACCUGCGGCUGUGGCGCUGCUGGCGGCCGGGGCUGCCCGGGGGCCUCGCCCCGCUCGGCCCUGCUCAUCGGCGGGUGUACGCGGCUUGCUCCUCCGCCUCCCCGUGGGCGCUGUGGGCUCAGCGGGCUCCGGCCCCAUCUCCCCUCGCCGGGCUCAGCGGCGGCCCCCGGCGGCACCUGCGUGGCCCGGGCAGCCUCGGCGGUGGGGACGGGCUCGAGAGCGGCGGAGCCGAGGAUGGGGGGGGCGGCGGAGCCGAUCCCGCGGGGGCCCCCCCGGCCAUGACGGCGCUGACCCCGCUGCUCAUCCCUGAGCGCUUCCCCAACGUGCCGCUCAUCGCCGUGACGCGCAACCCCGUCUUCCCGCGCUUCAUCAAGAUCCUCGAGGUGAAAAAUAAGAAGCUAGUGGAGCUGCUGAGGAGAAAAGUUCGCCUUGCCCAGCCUUAUGCUGGUGUCUUUUUGAAGAAAGAUGACAACAGUGAAUCUGAUGUGGUGGAAAACCUGAAUGAAAUCUACCAGACAGGAACUUUUGUCCAGAUCCAUGAAAUGCAGGACCUUGGAGACAAGCUGCGCAUGAUUGUCAUGGGGCACCGAAGAAUUCGUAUAAACAAGCAACUAGAGUUUGAGCCUGAGGAAUCUGAGUCUGAGAACAAACAGAAAGCAAGAAGGAAGCUGAAGCGCUCCAAGAGAGAGGCUGAAGAAGAGGAAGGACCAAAGGACCAAACUGUGGAGCUGGUGCUAGAACCUAUGGCUGCCUCGCCAGAAGAAGUGCUCAUGGUAGAAGUGGACAAUGUUGUCCAUGAAGAUUUUCAGAUCACAGAAGAAGUUAAAGCGCUUACUGCAGAAAUUGUCAAAACAAUCCGGGACAUCAUUGCCUUGAACCCUCUCUACAGAGAGUCUGUGCUUCAGAUGAUGCAGGCAGGGCAACGAGUGGUAGAUAAUCCAAUCUAUCUGAGUGACAUGGGUGCAGCGUUAACGGGGGCAGAGUCGCACGAGCUGCAGGAUAUCCUGGAAGAAACCAAUGUUGAGGAGAAGAUCAAGCAGACUCAUCGCAAGUAUCUUCUCCAAGAGCAGCUGAAGAUUAUCAAGAAAGAGCUAGGCCUAGAGAAGGAGGACAAAGAUGCCAUAGAGGAGAAAUUCCGAGAGCGGCUCAAGGAUCUGGUAGUGCCAAAACAUGUCAUGGAAGUGAUUGAUGAAGAGCUGAACAAACUUGGUUUGCUGGACAAUCACUCCUCAGAAUUCAAUGUUACCCGGAACUACUUGGAUUGGCUGACAUCCAUCCCAUGGGGUAAAUGCAGCGAGGAGAACCUGGAGCUGAGCAGAGCUCAGGCAGUUCUGGAGGAGGAUCACUAUGGAAUGGAUGACGUCAAGAAGCGAAUUCUGGAAUUCAUAGCGGUCAGCCAACUGCGAGGAUCAACCCAAGGGAAGAUUCUUUGUUUUUAUGGCCCUCCAGGGGUUGGCAAGACCAGCAUUGCCCGCUCUAUCGCUAGAGCCUUAAACCGAGAGUAUUUCCGCUUCAGUGUCGGAGGAAUGACUGAUGUGGCAGAAAUCAAAGGGCACAGGAGGACGUAUGUUGGAGCAAUGCCAGGGAAAAUAAUCCAGUGCCUAAAAAAGACCAAGACAGAAAACCCUCUGAUCCUGAUCGAUGAGGUGGAUAAAAUUGGGCGAGGCUAUCAAGGUGACCCAUCCUCAGCCCUUCUAGAGCUGCUGGACCCAGAACAGAACUCUAACUUCUUGGAUCAUUACCUUGAUGUUCCUGUAGAUUUAUCAAAGGUGCUCUUUAUUUGUACUGCCAAUGUGACAGACACCAUCCCAGAGCCGCUGCGGGACAGAAUGGAAAUGAUCAAUGUGUCAGGAUAUGUCGCACAAGAGAAACUUGCAAUUGCAGAGAGGUACUUGGUCCCUCAAGCACGUGUCCUGAGUGGUUUGGAUGAAACCAAGACCAAGAUUUCAUCAGAUGUGCUGACUGUUCUCAUCAAGCAGUACUGCAGGGAGAGUGGAGUGAGGAACCUGCAGAAGCAGGUGGAGAAGGUAUUAAGGAAAUCUGCCUAUAAGAUUGUCAGUGGAGAAGCAGAGGCAGUUGAGGUAACUGCUGAAAACUUGCAGGACUUUGUUGGCAAACCCAUCUUCACUGUGGAUCGGAUGUAUGACAUCACUCCUCCUGGCGUGGUGAUGGGCCUGGCCUGGACAGCUAUGGGAGGUUCCACUCUAUUUAUUGAAACGUCCCUGCGGCGACCCAAAGACAAGGAAAACAAGGACGGGUCCCUUGAAAUAACAGGCCAACUGGGAGAUGUGAUGAAAGAGAGCGCCAAAAUAGCAUAUACAUUUGCGCGAGCUUUCCUGAUGCAGAAGGAACCCACCAUUGACUUUCUGGUGACCUCCCACAUCCACUUGCAUGUGCCAGAGGGAGCAACUCCAAAGGACGGACCAAGCGCAGGAUGUACCAUAGUAACGGCCUUACUGUCAUUGGCCAUGAAUCGUCCAGUAAAGCAAAACAUGGCCAUGACUGGAGAGGUGUCGUUAACUGGAAAGAUUCUUCCUGUUGGUGGAAUCAAGGAGAAGACUAUUGCAGCCAAGCGAGCUGGUGUUACCUGUAUCAUUCUCCCAUCAGAGAACAAGAAGGAUUACUAUGACCUUGCUGACUUCAUUACAGAGGGACUAGAAGUGCAUUUUGUUGAGCACUACAACAAAAUAUUUGACAUAGUGUUUCCAGAACUUGAUACCUCUGGAGGAUGACUGACAUGAACCGUUUGUACUGAGAAGGGGUCUCUCCCUGUCUGCUCUACACUACCCCAAAAGCAAGAUGGCCUGGGGCAGUUAACACCUGGAGCAUAAAUAUUGCUGCUGCGCAGCCACUGAAAUUGUUUAUGGCUUAAUUUACUACUGCCUUGGUUAGUGAGACAUUUCCCACUUAUGUUUACAAAGUGAUUUUGAAUUAUGACCUGAUUAAAAUAUUUCUAAUAA
Molecule: messenger RNA, 3018 nt
Organism: Trachemys scripta elegans
Lineage: Eukaryota; Metazoa; Chordata; Testudines; Emydidae
Gene: LONP1
Product: lon peptidase 1, mitochondrial
Biological process (GO): mitochondrion organization; chaperone-mediated protein complex assembly; protein catabolic process
Cellular component (GO): mitochondrial matrix
Molecular function (GO): ATP hydrolysis activity; ATP binding; single-stranded DNA binding
Source: RefSeq, a predicted model, not a curated record